GGACGGGGAAGGGGCGUGGACGGCAAUGCGCGCGACGUCAGCUCACGUGACCGAGUGGGCAACAUGGCGUCGGUCGCGGACAUGUUCGAUGUGACCUGGGAAGAAAUGCGUGACAAGUUGCGAAAAUGGCGAGAUGAGAACAACCGGAACAGUGAGCAGAUUGUGGAUGUUGGUGAAGAGUUAAUAAAUGACUAUGCUUCAAAACUUGGCGAUGACAUUUGGAUAAUUUAUGAACAAGUGAUGAUUGCUGCCCUUGACCUCAGUCGUGACAACUUGGCAAUGCAAUGUCUACAUGAACUUCGCAAACAGUUUCCUGGCAGCCACAGAGUGAAGCGAUUGACUGGCAUGCGAUUUGAAUCCCUUGAAAGGUAUGAAGAUGCCAACAAGAUGUACGAUGGAAUAUUGCAAGAAGAUCCAACAAACACAGCAGCACGGAAGCGCAAGAUUGCCAUUCUCAAAGCCCUGGGGAAAACCACUGAAGCCAUCAGGGAGCUGAAUGAGUAUCUGGAACAGUUUGUUGGAGACCAAGAGGCAUGGCAUGAACUAGCAGAGCUUUAUAUCAAUGAGCAUGAUUAUGCAAAAGCAGCAUUUUGCUUAGAAGAACUUAUGAUGACUAACCCUCACAAUCACCUGUACUGUCAACAUUAUGCAGAGGUGAAAUACACUCAAGGUGGACUUGAAAACCUGGAAAUUUCUCGCAAGUACUUUUCUCAAGCUCUGAAACUAAACAACAGAAACAUGCGGGCUUUGUUUGGCCUUUACAUGGCUGCAAGUCACACUGCUUCUAACCCUAAAGCCAAUGCUAAAAUCAAGAAGGAUAACAUGCGAUAUGCUACUUGGGCAGCUCUGCAGAUCAACAAGGCGUAUCAGCUCGCAGGUCGUGGCAAAAAGGAGAACAAGAAUUCAUUGAAGGUUGUGGAGGACAUGCUGGAGGCUCUACAGAUCACACAGUCAUGAACUCGUUGCUCUUGUUUGGAUUGUCAUCGACUUACAACAUCCCUCAAGCUCACUGAAGUAUCUUCAACACACUUGUCACUCUUUGCACCACCCCCCCAUGCAAUCUCUCCUUUCACCAUUGCUGGCCCAUAAUCACGACCACCCCACCCCUCACCUCACCUCUUUAACUUGGCCAAAUAACUCAUUCUGUAAAUGUAAUUGAUAUUUUGACUGCCUUUGAGUCAAUACUUCACACCAUUAGAGUAAUAUCUAGGUGUGCAGUUAACUACUGAAAUCUUGCUAUGGCUUGUAUGUUUUGAAGCAUUCUUCAGUAAAUUAUAUAAGAAUCAGUAGAAAAGCACAUUUACAAAAUAAAUUUAGCUUUUCUCCAAUUGAGGGUAAAAUCCCAGUGUUUUCUCACCGAGAUCGCCCUCAUUGCUGUUGCUUUCAAGGGAAAAGCAGUUCCCAAGUCUGCGAAUGGAAUGAGAAGCAAGCUGUGUCUUAGUCUGUUGCUCAAGGAUUUACUCAGCCCACGGCAAUAGCAGUGGCCCGUGCACCUCAUUCUUCUGCUGAAUUAUCUCCAAUCACCAUUGUGGCACUUGGAUACACAAGUGCCUGUCUUAGGUGAUGCACUCCCUUAGCCAGACUGUCAAUGCCACGGGUAUUAGUCUGUCGAGACGGCGCAGGAAAAUGAGAGAGUUUGAAAGCACCACAAACUUCCGAGCACACAGAGUACUCAAGGACACCUCUGUAAUCCAGCCUGACGGAGAGGGGCUAAUAUACCAGGUCUAGAAGUGAUGAGAACAAGGGGUUCAUAUUCUACUCAUUCUUCAAAAUUAAACUGCUAUUCCAACUUUCACACAGAUAUGGAUAGGAAACCCAAAAUGCAGGUGUCGGUACUGUCAGACAGCUGGUUAUUGUCCCAUGUUAUUUUGUUUUAUAAUAAGCUUUUUAUAAUUGCUGUGUUUGCCUUUGUGACUUGCGGUGGAGAGUGAAUUUUGACAACCGUUGCUUUGAAAUAGAGUGGCUGCAGUGAACCAGUCCAUUGCUGGUGUUAAAUGACGGGAUUGCUUGUGUUGAAAUUAAACUGCAAAUUCAUUUUAUGCAGGGUUGUCAUGGCCUGAUGCAGUCCAGGAGAAUUGUGAUCUCAUGAUGUUCACUUGUAGAUUAUUGCAGACUUUUGAUCUUGGAUUUUGCAGAGAUUCAUCCUGCAGCUGCAAUCUGAUUUGCAUGUGAAUUUUCACAGCCCAUCUUGCAUAUUCAUUCAGCAUUUUGCAUGCUUCCUAAAGCAUUGAAAUAAGUGAAACAAUGUGGGAAGAAUUUCUGCCUGCUCAAGUUCCUAAGUUUUUUGGCACUGAAGUACUAUUAAUAUUAUUAAAUAAAAUAAUAGUAAAGAAACAAUAGAACUACCUGUUUGUAUUUAACUGGUUUCAAUCUGGGUCGCCUACCAUGCUCUUAUAUCUGGGGCAAAGUGACAAGAGCGUUAAGAGGAGGGCAGUUGAAAGCUGCCAUUGACCAACACUGCAAUUGUGUAACAGCACCAUCUAGUGCUUAUUUCUUGUUGAAGAUGUACCACAUUAAUUUAGUUUAGUUUAGAGAUACGCAUGGAAACAGGCCCUUCGGUGCAACGAGUCAACGCUGAUGAUCAACGUCCCAUUCACACUAGUUCUACGUUAUCCCACUUUCGCAUGAACUCCCUACACACUCGGGGUAAUUUACAGAGGCCAAUUAGAGUCUUUGAGAUGUGGGAGGAAACCAGAGCACUGGGGGAAACACAUGCGGUCACAGGCAGAACGUGCAAACUGCACAAAGACUGCACUCGAGGUCAGGAUUGUACCUGGGUCCUUGGCGCUGUGAGGCAGCAGCUUUAACAGCCGCGCCAUUGUGCUGCUCUUUUUUAACAGAAAUUCAUAAACUCAUUCUACAGCAGAAAAUAAAAACAUGCAAGUUGCUUUCUGGUUAGUUCAGUUGAAUUGCAAUAAACCUAGGUACUAAAGGUGUUAUAUAAACAGCAAAGAAAGA
Molecule: messenger RNA, 2958 nt
Organism: Leucoraja erinaceus (little skate)
Lineage: Eukaryota; Metazoa; Chordata; Chondrichthyes; Rajiformes; Rajidae
Gene: emc2
Product: ER membrane protein complex subunit 2
Exons: 11
Coding region: 64-957 (297 amino acids)
Biological process (GO): protein folding in endoplasmic reticulum
Cellular component (GO): EMC complex
Molecular function (GO): protein binding
Source: RefSeq, a predicted model, not a curated record